AUGGCGUUGGAAAGAAAGCGGUCAGGACGUCGAGGUGGUUCCGUCCGACACCGAAAACGUCCGCCAGAGAACAAAUGCAAGACGUGUUGCAAACGUUUCACUGCUUUCAUGUUCUCUCACGUCGGUCUUUGCGGUUUAGUGGUAGGCUAUAGCAUCCUCGGGGCUUUUGCAUUCCGGGCUCUAGAGGCACCUUUCGAAGGAAAGAAGGUGGACGAAGUGAUGCACAAGAGGAUGGACACAGUCAAGAGAUUGUGGGCCAUCACGGACCAGUUGAACGUUCUAUACAAAGAGAACUGGACUAGGCAAGUAACGGAGGAGGUGAAAAGAUUCCAGGCUGACUUGGUGCACGCCAUUAAGGAAGGAUACGACGGCAAGGAAGGGAAUAACACCCAAUGGACUUUCUCAGGAGCCUUCCUGUAUUCUUUGACAGUGAUAACAACUAUAGGAUACGGCAACAUUGCUCCCAGAACCGGACCAGGGAAGAUCGCAACAAUCUUCUACGCCAUUAUCGGCAUUCCUUUGAUGCUUCUGUACCUCACCAACAUUGGCGACAUCUUGGCCAAAGCUUUCCGGUACCUCUACAGUAGAGCUUGCGCCUGUUGCGGCGGAUCCGGUGGUGGAGAUGCGGCUUCGGUGGAGGCUAGAAGAAGGCGCGCUGCUGAGUCGUGGAGGGUCCAGCAUAUUGUUGGGAACGCAUCAUCUUCCAGGCUCGAGAUAGACGAUAAGUUUCCGAUGGGUAUACCACCUCCGCCGCCGCCACCCAUAUCCCGUAUCACAGAAGAUGAGGUACGAAUUGAACCCAUUCCAGAUGAUAUGUACCGAGAUGAAGAUUUCAAUGGCAAAGCCCGCGUAUCCGUGCCCAUAACCUUAUGCAUGGUGAUACUCAUUGGCUAUAUAUCCGGCGGAGCUGUUUUGUUUUCCCUCUGGGAAGGAUGGGGGUUUCUGGAUGGUUCCUAUUUUUGCUUCGUCACCCUCAGCACUAUAGGUUUUGGUGACUUGGUGCCGGGUGAUUCAGUCAUCUCAGAUGGUGGGUCGCAAGAAAAAUUGGUGAUGUGUUCUUUGUAUCUACUUUUCGGCAUGGCCCUCAUUGCCAUGUGCUUCAACCUGAUGCAAGAAGAGGUCAUACACAAGGUCAGAGCUUGCGGCCGCCGGAUAGGAAUCAUCAAAGAUCAAGAAGAUGAUGACGACAUGGGAUGAAGGGAGCUUUUGCCGGAUUAUUCGCUCAAAAUUCUUCGAGGUUCCGGGCAUCGCUUCGCUCGGUUGAGGAAAAGGGUGGGCACAAACCGUGCUCGACAGAUACCGAGGACGAAGUUCUUUAAGUUGCGAGGAGACAUUUGAACGUUCUAAAGUCCUUUUGCGUAUUCAGUUGGGUUGAAUUCCCAGAUGAAGAAUGAAGAAACAGUUUUGAAAAAUUGAAUCUGAAAGCCAUUGUUUUUUAAACUCUUGAAACUUCGAAACAUUCGUUUAGAUCAGAGGUUCCCAAACUCGUUUGCUCCGUGGAUCACCUUUCUGUUUUUUCUGAUUUUCGUAGAUCCCCUUCAAGAGAUCUCUCCCAAAAACAAAGUAAAAUAAGGAAGUGUACCAUUUGCAUUUGAACUUCAAAACAGAGAUGUAAACCGUUAAGUAUUACCAAAGAUGUUAACAAACAUAUAGAUGAAAAACAUAUGUUAGAGAAAGUCACACGACAGCUAAAGAAUUUAACUUAUUUAACUUUUAAGAAAAACUUUCAGAAUUAUUUUUUACGAAUUUUUUUUGCUAUCACUUUAUUCUUUUUCAUUUACAGCCGAAGUUUCGUCUCGGGUGGAAAGAGGGUUGGGAAAAGACGGAGGAGGGUCCUUGCUGCUGGUAUAAAAUGUGCAAGUACAAAUUGUACGCACAAAGAUUGGGUGCGACACAAGAAUUAUAAAUCGUAUAGACUUAUUACAUAAGUAUUAUGUAACUAUAUUGGCGAGAUUUUCGUUAUAACUUGCUUAAAUAGGAUUCAAUCUCGUGGACUCUUAGUUGAAUCUCAUGUACGCUCAGUUUUUUCGUCCGUUGACAUGGACCCCUUGCCUUAAUCCAUGUGGGCCAUUUUGGGAACCACUGAUUUAGAUGAUUUAUUAUGAUUCCCUAUGCCACAUCUGGUCGAUAAUAACUGCGGGUAGUUUUUGGAAUGUAAGAUUGACAACUAGGGAAGAGUCAUAAAAAUUUUAGCUUACUCAUUGCAAAUAGGAAGUAGCUUUAUGUUUAUCUACAGGGUAAAUGAUUAGUUAUGGGUAUGGUUAAAGGUUUUUAUUUUAAACUAAAAAAUCGCCCGUCAAGGUAUGACGGGUGAAAAUUGCUUCCACAUUUGAACGAAGCAAUUGCCUGUUUGGUGAUGUUUUGAUAGUUGUAAUUUUGACCCUGACUCCAGUGGAUGAACCUUAAACUCCAGUAGAUAGCGUUCAUUGUUGACCCCUUUUGCGUUUCUUCAUUCUCCUAAAAUGAG
Messenger RNA from Uloborus diversus, 2467 nucleotides. Its product is annotated as potassium channel subfamily K member 18-like. Gene Ontology annotation, biological process: stabilization of membrane potential; potassium ion transmembrane transport. Gene Ontology annotation, molecular function: potassium ion leak channel activity. Gene Ontology annotation, cellular component: membrane. Lineage: Eukaryota; Metazoa; Arthropoda; Arachnida; Araneae; Uloboridae. The transcript is spliced from 4 exons. The record is from RefSeq and is a predicted model, not a curated record. The coding region runs from base 1 to 1197 and encodes 398 amino acids.